Messenger RNA from Lampris incognitus (smalleye Pacific opah), 974 nucleotides. RefSeq lists its product as uncharacterized. The record is from RefSeq and is a predicted model, not a curated record. The coding region runs from base 183 to 536 and encodes 117 amino acids. Gene Ontology annotation, molecular function: ubiquitin protein ligase binding; GABA receptor binding. The transcript is spliced from 5 exons. NCBI's taxonomy places the organism in Eukaryota, Metazoa, Chordata, Actinopteri, Lampriformes, Lampridae. Gene Ontology annotation, biological process: autophagy of mitochondrion; macroautophagy; cellular response to nitrogen starvation. Gene Ontology annotation, cellular component: autophagosome; cytosol; autophagosome membrane.
GGGGGGGUAGCUCGGUCGACAUCUUAAAAAACGGACCCCGUCCCGAGACGUCCUGCACAGUUUUCUUUCUUUCCUUUUUUUAAGCGAAUUGCUCGUCGCAGACGUCCUCACAAGGAAACGUCGUAAUAUAACAGAGUCCACACUGACACUGUGAAGCUGUUUUCAGUCCCCUUUCUUAGAAGAUGGGCAGCCAGUAUCAGCGCUCAGUUCCGCUAGAGGUGAGGAGAGCGGAGGGUGAGAGAGUUCGGGCCAAGCACCCUGACAAGAUACCGAUCAUUGUUGAGAGGGCUGCCCGGUCACGAGCACCUGAUCUUGACAAGAAGAAAUACCUAGUGCCCUGCGACCUAACAGUGGGCCAGUUGUGCUUCCUCAUCCGACAGCGGGUGUCUAUAAGACCAGAGGAGGCACUCUUCUUUUUUGUCAACAACUCCCUCCCCCCUUCCAGCUCCCCUCUCUCUGCUGUUUAUGAGGAGCAUCAUGAAGAGGACCUGUUUCUCUAUAUGACCUACAGUAAUGAGAGUGUUUACGGCGCCUGAUAAGAGGAGCGGCAACAAAACAAAGGGAGCAUGAGAGGAGGAGGAAAUGAAGAGAAGGAAGAAAGUCCUGAGGGGGGAAAACCCAGAUUAGGUUGAUUAAAAUGCGUGACGCCACUUCACUCGUUUAGAUAAGACUUCAGUUGUUUUAAGAAAGAAGACAAAAGGGAUUGUGCACAAGGUUUACCUUUGUCAAUGAUCUACAGUGACCAUAAUGUGCUUCAUUAUACACGGCACUAUGAGGACUCGGGCUUCCUUGAUGAAAGAAAGAAGGGUGAAGAAAGUUUGAAUUGAAAAAAAAAAAAAACUAUGUAAAGGAAAGUUACUCACAAUGAUUCUGGAAGAGCUCCCCCGGUUGUCCUAUUUCUCUCAGUAUUUAAUGCAUAUUGUAUUUUUUGUAAAUUACCUUCAACUUUUGUGGAAAAUAAAGAUGAAAAAACA